AUGGCGUCCAGGGUAGCUCGCUUGACCCAGUUGUUUACACCUUUCUAUGCUUCGGGAAUAAAUGCUCAACUCGUCUACCCGGCCACGUCCGUAAUUGUGAAACCAGGCGAGCUCUCCUCCGCGCUCAUGAGGCCCCUGCAAACCGCAACAUAUGAGCCGCACCGGUCGCCCGAAUAUCUUGCAGCGACGCUAGCAAUUGGUAUCAUGAAUGGGCAUCCGUUCCUGGACGGAAACAAGAGAACC
Phanerochaete carnosa HHB-10118-sp is the source of this 243-nucleotide messenger RNA. RefSeq lists its product as uncharacterized. Lineage: Eukaryota; Fungi; Basidiomycota; Agaricomycetes; Polyporales; Phanerochaetaceae. The annotation marks the transcript as partial. The record is from RefSeq and is a predicted model, not a curated record. The transcript is spliced from 2 exons.